Messenger RNA from Mandrillus leucophaeus (drill), 1641 nucleotides. RefSeq names its product ATP synthase, H+ transporting, mitochondrial Fo complex, subunit B1 (gene ATP5PB). Gene Ontology annotation, biological process: proton motive force-driven ATP synthesis. Lineage: Eukaryota; Metazoa; Chordata; Mammalia; Primates; Cercopithecidae. The transcript is spliced from 8 exons. The coding region runs from base 9 to 1229 and encodes 406 amino acids. The record is from RefSeq and is a predicted model, not a curated record. Gene Ontology annotation, molecular function: proton transmembrane transporter activity.
UCGCCUCCAUGAAGACCGCACAGAACAGCUUUCGGGCCGGGUCUGGAUCUGAGCUCAGGAACGCGGGGCAGGGCUGGGGACAGCUCAGCGGUGCGACCCACGGACUCAAAUUGGACGCCGGCCGGAGACUCAGCUCCGAUAGCAAACCCCACGUGGUGUGCCUCCGAGCCUCCGCCCCUCUCCCGAGGCUACGGCAAGUCUACUUCUCGCGAGAAUUGCUUCUGUGGCUCCAGCCUGCUUUCCGGCUGUCGCCCUCCUGCGAUAGGUUCUCAGCGUUACUUGCCUCGUCUCGCGAUAAUUUAAAAAAAAAAAAAAAAAAUCUCCCGAGGAAAGUUGAAGGAAGACUACAAAAUUUUCAUCUCGCGAGACUUGUGAGCGGCCAUCUUGCUCCUGCCCUGACAGAUUCUCCUGUCGGGGUCACAGGGACUCUAAGAUUGCUACCUGCACCUUCGCUGACCAUGCUGUCCCGGGUGGUACUUUCCGCCGCCGCCACAGCGGCCCCGUCUCUGAAGAAUGCAGCCUUCCUAGGUCCAGGAGUAUUGCAGGCAACAAGGACCUUCCAUACAGGGCAGCCACACCUUGCCCCUGUACCACCUCUUCCUGAAUAUGGAGGAAAAGUUCGUUAUGGACUGAUCCCUGAGGAAUUCUUCCAGUUUCUUUAUCCUAAAACUGGUGUAACAGGACCCUAUGUGCUCGGAACUGGGCUUAUCUUGUAUGCUUUAUCCAAAGAAAUAUAUGUGAUUACCGCAGAGACCUUCACUGCCAUGUCAUUAAUAGGGAUAAUGGUCUAUGGAAUUAAAAAAUAUGGUCCCGCUGUUGCAGCAUAUGCUGAUAAAAUCAAUGAGCAAAAACUUGCCCAACUAGAAGAGGCGAAGCAGGCUUCCAUCCAGCAAUUCCAGAAUGCAAUUGAUAUGGAGAAGUCACAGCAGGCACUGACUCAGAAGCGCCAUUACCUUUUUGAUGUGCAAAGGAAUAACAUUGCUAUGACUUUGGAGGUUACUUACCGGGAACGACUAUAUAGAGUAUAUAAGGAAGUAAAAAAUCGCCUGGACUAUCAUAUAGCUGUGCAGAACAUGACGCGUCGAAAGGAACAAGAGCACAUGAUAAAUUGGGUGGAAAAGCACGUGGUGCAAAGCAUCUCCGCAGAGCAGGAAAAGGAGACAGUUGCCAAGUGCAUUGCGGACCUAAAGCUGCUGGCAAAGAAGGCUCAAGCACAGCCGGUUAUGUAAAUGAAUCUAUCCCAAUUGAGACAGCUAGAAACAGUUGACAGACUAAAUGGAAACUAGUCUAUUUGACGAAAUCUUUCUGUAUUGAUGUCUACUGAAGUUAUAGUUUACCCUUCCUAAAAUUGAAAAGUUUGUUUCAUAUAGUAAGAGAACAAAAUCUCUAUAGGCCAGUCAAAUGUUUCUCAUCCUUCUUACUCUGCCUUUGAGUUGUUCCAUGAUCACUUCUGAAUAAGCAGUUUGUCUUUAUAAAAACUUGCGGCCUGGCUAAAGAUUACCAGAUUAUAGUUUAAAUUUGCAAUUAAUUCUACCAUCUUGCAAUAAAGUGACAAUUGAAUGAAACAAGGUUUUUCAAGUUUUAUAAUUCUCUGAAAUACUCAGCUUUUGUCAUCGGGGUAAAAAUUAAAGAUGUUGAACU